Alexandromys fortis (reed vole) is the source of this 1120-nucleotide messenger RNA. Its product is annotated as glutathione S-transferase Mu 3. The transcript is spliced from 8 exons. NCBI's taxonomy places the organism in Eukaryota, Metazoa, Chordata, Mammalia, Rodentia, Cricetidae. The record is from RefSeq and is a predicted model, not a curated record. Gene Ontology annotation, biological process: glutathione metabolic process. Bases 82 to 738 code for a protein of 218 amino acids. Gene Ontology annotation, molecular function: glutathione transferase activity.
CUCCCACCUUUCCUUUAGUCCUUUAAAGUUCCCUGCUCUACGUUUCUGAAGGCAGUUUGUGAAGACCAGGGCCCCAGCACCAUGCCUAUGACACUGGGUUACUGGAAUGUCCGCGGACUGACACACCCCAUCCGCCUGCUCCUGGAAUACACUGACUCAAGCUAUGAGGAGAAGAGAUACGUCAUGGGGGACGCUCCCAACUUUGACAGAAGCCAGUGGCUGAGUGAGAAGUUCAAUCUGGGACUGGACAUUCCCAAUCUGCCCUACUUAAUUGACGGCCCCCACAAGAUCACCCAGAGCAACGCCAUCCUGCGCUACCUUGCCCGCAAGCACAACCUGUGUGGGGAGACAGAGCAGGAGAGGAUUCGUGUGGACACUUUUGAGAACCAGGUCAUGGACACCCGCAUCCAUCUCAUGAUAGUCUGCUGCAACCCUGACUUUGAAAAGCAGAAGCCAGAGUUCUUGAAGGCCAUCCCCGACAAGAUGAAAAUCUACUCUGAGUUCCUGGGCAAGCGGCCAUGGUUUGCUGGGGACAAGAUCACCUAUGUGGAUUUCCUCGCUUAUGAUAUUCUUGACCAGUACUGCUUAUUUGAGCCCACGUGCCUGGAUGCCUUCCCCAACCUCAAGGACUUCUUGGCCCGCUUUGAGGGCCUGAAGAAGAUCUCUGCCUACAUGAAGAGUAGCCGCUUCCUCCCAAGACCUGUGUUUACUAAGAUGGCCCAGUGGGGUACCGAUUAGGCCCCUGCCAGCCCCUGCCAUGCGGGCACACACAGGGAGGAUCUGUCCACACUGGGAUCCUCCAGGCCCUGGGAUAGCUGGUCUUCUGUACCGUGCCUCGCUGUUCCCAUUUCUUUCUCCUUUCCACAAGACUUUGUCAGCCCCCUGCUUCCUAAUCAGGCCGGUCCUAGUCAAGUCCCUGUGGUUGACAUUCUCCCUGCUUCUUUCCACCACGGCCCCUUCUUCAUUUGUGCCCCAACCGACCACACAGUCCUCUUCUGUGAUUUGAUGUCUGCCCUUAACACAGUUCCCUAGAAUUACCCUACAGGUCAAUUCUGUUUCAAGUUCCCCAGUGGCGGGGCUCCCCCAGGCCUGUAUCAUUUCCAAUAAAGCCUGAAACACA